CCGAUCCAUGGCAUAUUGAAGCACCAUGUCGGACACAACGGAGGAGCAGCUGCCGCUGUAUUUAACGCCCCAGUUCUUCAGGCGCACUCUCGAGCACGGCCUGCAGCAGCAGGACCUAAAGGUCCUCGAGGUCCAUCUGACAAAUCUGACACGUGGCGGGGAGAACUACUGCAGCAACAUCUACAGGGCCUCCAUCAAGUAUAAGAAUGCGGAGGGGAGGAAUGUGGAGACAUCGCUAAUUGUGAAGUCGAUGCCGGACGAGAAGCAGGCCAUUCUGGCCAGGCUGCACAUCUACAACAAGGAGAGCAUCUUCUAUAUGCACAUCAAACCAAAGCUGGAGACGCUCAUGUGGGGCAGAGACGAUGCCACAGAGCCCUGGACAUUGGGCGCCAGACACUACUACUCCACCACUCAGCCCGAGCAGACCAUCAUAUUUGAGGACCUCUGCUCCGAGGGAUACCAAUUGAAAUGCCGUCAACUAGGCCUGGACAUGGAUCACGCCACGCUGGUGAUGCGAAAACUAGCCCAAUACCAUGCCCUAACCAUGGUGAUGGCCGAACACGAGCCAGAGACCAUCAUCGACCGCUAUCCCUUUGGACUCCUGCACAUGGACGCCAUCAAGUCGGAGCCUUUCAAGCUGCUUUUCGGCACACAGCUCCUGAAACUGGCAGCCCUCGUGAGCGAUAGCGAGGGAUUUGGUGCAAUAACCUCAAAGCUUUAUCGCUACCACGAGCACUUUACAGAGCGGAUCCUCAAGUCGGUGUAUCCGUUGAGGGGAGAUCUGAAUGUCCUAAACCACGGCGAUCUGUGGGUGAACAAUAUAUUCUUUAAAUACAAUCAGGAAUACAAAGUGGAGCAGGUGAAGAUUAUCGACUUUCAGCUGUGUUUCUAUGGGAGCCUGGGCUUCGACAUCAACUACUUUCUGAACACCAGCCUGGAGCUGGAGGUGCUCCGUACACAGCGUCAGCGCCUCAUCGACAUCUACUACGAGGCCUUGGUGGGGUGUUUGGAGCAGAUUCCUUGGUCCAAGCCACUGCCCACCUAUGACGCCGUCAUGGCGGAGAUACGGGCGCGCGAGGCCUAUGGCUUCUUUGUGGCCUUUGGUUUCUUUCCGCUGAUGAGCAUGAUCGGGAUCAAUUCGGAGGAUAACUCCCUGAAGAACUUUCACGACGAGACCUUUGCCCGAAAGAAGGUGCAACUGAUGUUCGAGGGAAAUGCUCGAACGCUGGAGAGCUUGAAGUGCACGCUGAAGCGCCUGGAUGAGAUGCAAUUGUUCGACUGAACGAUCGCAGUUGUUUAUAAAUUACUGCCGCCACCCUUUGCAAAUUGAAUAAAGAAUUCGACAGACCUGAUUGCCAUCUAAUCAAACGUCUAUUCACAUUCUGUUUGCUGUCGCUUGACGCUUU
Messenger RNA from Drosophila pseudoobscura, 1406 nucleotides. RefSeq lists its product as uncharacterized. NCBI's taxonomy places the organism in Eukaryota, Metazoa, Arthropoda, Insecta, Diptera, Drosophilidae. The record is from RefSeq and is a predicted model, not a curated record. The transcript is spliced from 3 exons. Bases 26 to 1282 code for a protein of 418 amino acids.